This is a messenger RNA of Hyla sarda, 1051 nucleotides long. RefSeq names its product small nuclear ribonucleoprotein U11/U12 subunit 25 (gene SNRNP25). Gene Ontology annotation, cellular component: U12-type spliceosomal complex. NCBI's taxonomy places the organism in Eukaryota, Metazoa, Chordata, Amphibia, Anura, Hylidae. The transcript is spliced from 7 exons. Gene Ontology annotation, molecular function: protein binding. The record is from RefSeq and is a predicted model, not a curated record. Bases 367 to 867 code for a protein of 166 amino acids. Gene Ontology annotation, biological process: mRNA splicing, via spliceosome.
CAGCCUUUGUGGUAGUCGUAGUCAGGCUGCAAUGCUCUUCAGUGGUUGUCCUCAUCAUCACUAUUCUUCUCGUCCUCCUAUCAUUGUGUUGCUGGAUAUUAUCCCCCAGAAUCCACUGCCCCUGUCAUCUGCUCCACGUGUUCACUUCUUGCUGAUCUUACUGGGCCAAAGAGGCCCCUGGAUUAACCCUUUCUCUACCAGACUAUUACCCUGAUGCCUGAUUUCAACAAUAAUCUACCCCAUACCUAGAAGCAUUCUUGUAGUAGAUGCCUGGCACUUCGGAGAGAACACCACCCGGCACUUGUCCUUAUGGUUGCCUUCAUGAAACUUUGCAUCAAAGUGUUAUGUUUUAUGAGAAAAUAAGAAAUGGAAGUGAAUGUGAAGGCAGAGUACGAGACUGAUCUGGACCAUUCAGGAGGUGGAAUCAAAGAAGAAGAUGCAGAAGAGGAGCUGCCACAUGCAGAAGUUGUAGACAUAUUCCAGGAAGGUCUUGCAAUGUUAGUCCAGGACCCACUAUUGUGUGACCUACCUAUACAGGUUACUUUAGAAGAAAUUAAUUCCCAAAUUGCUCUUGAAUUUGGUCAAGCGAUGACAGUCCGCGUUUGUAAGGCUGACGGGGAAGUGAUGCCUGUCGUGGUUGUCCAGAAUGCCACCGUGAUGGAUUUAAAAAGAGCCAUUCAGCGAUAUAUUCAGCUUAAGCACCAGAGGGAGGGAGGAAUACAGUAUAUAAGCUGGAGGUAUGUCUGGAAAACCUACCAGCUGUCCUUCUCUGGAGAGAAGCUUGAUAAUGAUGAAAAAAGUCUUCGAGAGUAUGGCAUUAAAAACAGAGAUGAAGUGGUGUUUGUGAAGAAACUGAAAAAGAAGUAAUGAUCGGAUUCAAUGUAUGAACAGCAUCUAGUGACAAGACCGUCAGUGAUGGAAGUCCUAAACCGUGCCGAUGUCUGCUGGCAGCUUAUUCAUAAAUUAUAUUUAUUAUAUGGAUUUUUAUUUAGUUACAUAUGUAAUUUUCACAAUCUUAUGUAAUAAAAGUACAGGUUUUUUUUAUUUGCAA